CAACCCCGGUUUUGAUAUUUUACAGCAAACAGUAGACCAUGGACCAGAAGAAUUGGCUGUGGAGGAAAAAGUCCUCAGAGAAAAGAAUAAUUGCAAAUGACAAAGCUGAUCUUUCCGUUAAAGACAACGAUGAGGAGGUUCAGAUCCUUCAGAAUGAAAAGGAAAAAGUUCUGGAGGAAUCGGUUAGAAGCCUCGAUGAGAAGUUAGCAUCUGCUCUCGAUGAGUGCAACGCUAAAGAUGAAUUAGUCACAAAGUUCACAAAAAUGGCGGAAGAAGCCAUUGCAGCUCACAAGAAAGCGGAGGCUGAAAUUAUGUGUUUGAAGGAAGAGUUAGAAGAAUCUACAAAGCAGAGAGAGGCUGCAAAUGGAAGGCUAACUCACCUCAACAGUGCAUUGAAGGAUUGUAUGCAGAAAUUAACUUUCACCAGAGAAGAAACGGAUCAAAGAGUUUGUGAUGCUGUAAUGAGGACCUCAGAAGAGUUCGAGAAGGCCCAUAAUAUGUUGGAGGACAAGUUGGUAGAAACAAAUAAGAAGGUUACGAAUUUAACCGUCGAGAAUUCUCAUCUUAGUAAGGUUCUCCUCGUGAAAGGAAAGAUAAUUGAGGAUCUUACCGAAAGCAAUUCUCAGGCAGAAGCAGAAUUGAAUGCUCUGAUGUCAAGAUUAGAUUCUGCAGAAAAAGAAAAUGCUUUUUUAAGGUACGAAUUCCGGAUGCUCGAGACAGAGCUUCAUAACCGAAAUGAGGAGAUGGAGUUUAUUCGCCGCUCUGCAGACACCUCACAUAAGCAACAGCUAGAAAAUGUGAAGAAAAUCAAGAGGCUGGAAGCAGAAACUCAAAGGCUUCGUGUUCUGGUGAGAAAACGGAUGCCUGGGCAAAGUCAGUCUGUUUUGACAAAAUUGAAGAAAGAAAUUGAAUUGGAGGAAAGAAAUCGGAUUGAGACAAGGAGAAACACGAAUCCCACCUACCUAGGAAACAACGAUCCCGACAUUCUCAGGAAAGAGAUAAGUUUCUUGGUGGAAAAUCUUUGCAAUGUGGAAGAAGAAAACAAAAAUUUGAAACUAGUUUUAGCACAGAAAGGACAUUCUGGAAUUGUGUUCCCUCUAACAGUUCCAAAAUCAACUCAAGCUUGGGAUCAACCCGAAGAGCUUUCUAGAGCUAAGGGUUCUAAAGAGCUCGCUGUUUAUGGACCUAUAUCAAAUGAUAUCUCCUCCAUAUCGAGCCAUGAAAUGAAGAAGGAGCAUGAAAGUGUUUCUUCUGAAUCUUGGGCUUGUGCUUUGAUAUCUGAACUAGAGCAUUUCAAGAAUCAUAAGGACCAGAAGAGUAACUCUGAACAGAAAACGAUUGGAGUUUCAGAGAUGAGGCUAAUGGAUGAUUUUGUCGAAAUGGAAAAACUAGCAAUAGUAGCAAUGGAUGCCCCACUCGGGAGUUCCCAAGCUUCUCCAGAAGUGACUCUUACAUUAUCAGAUGAGCAUGAGAAUCAUGUGGACUCGACAGGUAAAGAAUUGGUUCAAGUAAAACAAGGAGAUCUCGGUGACUUGGGCCAGGAAAAAGGGAAAGGCGACUGGAUUGAACCUGUUCUGAAGGUAAUCAUUGAGCAAAGCAGUGUUUCAAAACGAGACUUUUAUGAACUUCUAGAAGACGUCAGAGUGGCUUGGCAUAACCUCAACUUUCCACACACCAGCGAAGGUAACAAGUCAGUAAGCUCAAUGCAGCCUAUUAGCGGCUAUCUUGCUUGGAGGUCUCCAGUAACAUCUCCAAAAGCAGAUUCAAUCAGCAGCCCUGUUAUCAACUCAUCUGUUUCAAAAAUUGUUGAGCUGGUCACGAGAUUUUCAGAGGGCUGUAAUAUGGUGGAGACAGAAACUCGGGAGCCAAUAAUAGCAAACGACUAUUUGCUUCAUGUUUUCAGGUGGAGAAAUCCCGAGCUUAAAACUGUAUUGCAGCAAUUCCUGCAUAUAUGCUGCAGUCUGCUGGAUGGAAAAAUUAAUUUCGUAGAGUUUUCUGUGGGACUGACUGCCACAUUGGAUUGGAUUAUGAACAACUGUAUGUGUUAUCAAGGUUCUAGUAUUAGAGACGAGUUUAUAAAGCAUUUUGGCCCAAGAGGAUUAGGAACUGCAACUGAUACAAGAGCCUUGCAAGAUUUUAUGUUUGAAAUGGAGAAGAUUCAUUCCAUUAUUCAAGCAGAAAAUGAAGGCUUGAAGGCUGAGUUGAAUGUGUCAAGAUCCUCACAGAAAGAUCUCGAAGACAAGAACGAAGCCUUGGCAAGUGAUCUUCAACAAUCACAACGAAGCAUUGAAAGUCUACACACUGAAAUUGAAACUUUAAAAGAAUCUAACAGAAUGAUGGAGGAUAUGAUCGAGAAUCAGAAGUCAAUAAAUGAAGACCUUGAUACACAGCUUACCGUGAACAGAGUUAAAUUGAACGAAUCCCUCCUAAAGAUGUCUUCGCUUGAGGUUGAACUUGAGGAUAAAAGUCACUGUUUUGAAGACCUCGAAGGAACAUGUCUUGAGCUCCAACUUCAACUCGAAAGCAUUAACAGCACCAAGAUUCCAGAUGAGAACAUGGAAAAAGAACGACAGAUACAGCAGACUGGUUGGGAGAUAACAGCUGCUUCUAUGAAGUUGGCAGAGUGCCAAGAGACUAUCCUAAACCUCGGGAGGCAGCUAAAGGCACUGACUUUAUCGGAGGAAGAGCCAGUAGUUGUUGACAGACAAUUAUGUCCCUCCCCUUCCAACAAUAAGGCUGUGAAGCACCAUGUAUCUCUACUUGAUCAAAUGCUAUUUGAGGAUGGAACUAAAAAGGGAACACUUAAAUCUCCCACGAAAAAAGAUGCCUUGAACAUCCCCAUCGCAGAUACACUUUCUGUUGCCCAGCCUAACAGUUGCAAUGCAAUUUGCGCUUCCAAAGUCACACCUUCUGGAUCAUAUCGUGGCUUGAAUAACGGAUCUAAAAAUGCAAAACCGGGCACUUUGGUUAUCUUGUCAGGCAGGAAGCAGGGAGGAGGGAUGGGGUUUCUGAGAAAGCUAUUGCUUAGGAAGAAGAAGAAAGGAAGCCACAAGAAAACGUCCUAUUCCUUAGCAGUUUAAGGCUUGGCAACAAAGAAGGUUUUGACUCUCAAUUUCAUUGAGAGUGUACAUAGUCUCCAAUUUGGCAUGUAAUGUUUUCAGACGGCUUUAAUAAUUUGCCUUGUACAACUAGCAGUGCGUUUAUGCAUUAUUGCUUUAUAUGUUUAUAGUA
This is a messenger RNA of Ipomoea nil (Japanese morning glory), 3231 nucleotides long. Its product is annotated as filament-like plant protein 7. Lineage: Eukaryota; Viridiplantae; Streptophyta; Magnoliopsida; Solanales; Convolvulaceae. The transcript has 5 exons. The record is from RefSeq and is a predicted model, not a curated record. Bases 39 to 3080 code for a protein of 1013 amino acids.